AGCACAGCCUUUACGAAAAGCCAUCUCUGGAACUGCGUUUUGUCUGGGGAAUUUUAACAUCGCUUUUAACCUGCUUUGUAUGAUGUUUAAACUUUUGGAAUGGACGAGAAAGUAAGUGGUCAGAAGAGGAAGCGUGAGUCUAGUGAAGAGGAACCAAGCAAGCUUACAACCAACAAACAAGUAGUGGAAGAAGGGAAGUCAUGGUGGACAUGUAUGAUGCUAGGAGUACAUCAAGAUAACACCAAGCCACAGGGGAGGAAAGUGAACAUGACCCAGAAAGAUAACUCAGAUAAUAAAUGAAAUGAAAAAAAAACAUUGAUUGCUGCCAUCCCAGCAGAACAUUGAACCAAUCCAUUGCCUUGUUUCAGGCUCCUGGACAGCUAUUGGUGCAGGGAAACUAUUCAGUCAUGGCAAGUGAGACUAGGGAUCCUGAUGUUUGUGAGCAGUGCCAAUCAAUACGGCCGGCCACACCCCCUCCAGAUUCCUGCUGUGGUUCUGGGUGUGCAGUGUGUGUCUAUGAUAUUCAUGAUCAGGAGAUACAACUGUGGAAAAAGACUUGCAAGCGUAAACAUGGUGCAGAGGAAAGUCAGAUUGAAGACAAUGGAACUGUAAUGGACCUGAUGGACUACAGAUAUUACACUCUGCAAUCGAUCAUUCCAGUCUGUGCAAAUACAGCUGUGUACAGAUUCAUGCUUCCACCUGGAAGGAAACUGGACCUGUCUAUUGCAAAGCACAUCAUUCUCAGGGGUAUACACAAUGGAAAGGUGAUAACCAGGCAAUACACACCAAUCUCUUCACCACAUGAUGCAGGGUUCUUUGAAGUCCUUAUUAAGUUGUACCUCAGUGGAGAUAUGUCUCAGUACAUUAAGCAAUGGAAGAUAGGCGAUGGAGUAGAAUGGAGAGGACCCUUUGGGGCGUUUACAUACCAACCAAACGAGGGCCAUUAUAUGAUAGCUAUAGCAGCUGGUACCGGGAUCACUCCCAUCAUUCAGGUGAUGAGGCAUAUUGUAGAGAAUGAGGAGGAUGAGACAGUCUUCAGACUACUCUACACCUGUCGUAACUAUGAUGAGAUUCUUCUCAGGGAAACUCUUAAUGAGUUGGCUCUUUACUGGAAUAUCACCAUCAUCUUUAAUCUGACUCAGAGCUUAGCAGGCAGCCAUUCAACAGAGUACGGCGAGAUCAUUCAAUAUGGCCGCUUCACUCAAGAGAGACUAUCCAAAGAGGUGGCUGCAUCCAUGGGACGACCUGUGAGGGCGCUGGUCUGCGGAACGCGUUCUUUUGAAAAUGACAUGAUCACAUUCCUGAAAGAAUCAGGAGUGCCAGCCAAUUCCAUAGAGAAGUUUUAACACACAGGGUAUUUUAACAAUGAUUAUUUGUGUUUUCCUUAUCAUCUCAUGUGACAUCAUGAUUAUAAUCAUGGGGGAGCAGUGACAUUGUGAAUGGGCUGGCGGGUGGUGUGUGUUGGACCCAAUUCUUUUAAAAAUCUUUGCAAAGUUUCUCCAAGAAGAAAUAUAAAUCUGAAUUUCAAAUUUAUGGAUAUGGUUUGCAUACAGAAAUAUUUAAGUUUAUGUAUGGGGUGGAUGUUCCACUGGUCCUCUGUAUAUGUAUGACCUAUUUGAUAUCUAUUUGUAUCAAUGUUUAAAUGUUAACUGAGUUUCAAAUCAUUCAAUCAUGUUCUUUCAAGUCCACUGGAAUACCAAAUUAAUUCUCAUUUCAGGGAGUAACAAACUAACAAUGCUGGCAGUGAGGCACAUUUCGUCCUUGUUUUC
Strongylocentrotus purpuratus (purple sea urchin) is the source of this 1769-nucleotide messenger RNA. RefSeq names its product NADH-cytochrome b5 reductase-like. The transcript has 8 exons. Bases 408 to 1346 code for a protein of 312 amino acids. NCBI's taxonomy places the organism in Eukaryota, Metazoa, Echinodermata, Echinoidea, Camarodonta, Strongylocentrotidae. Gene Ontology annotation, molecular function: oxidoreductase activity. The record is from RefSeq and is a predicted model, not a curated record.